Messenger RNA from Saccoglossus kowalevskii, 1146 nucleotides. Its product is annotated as transmembrane protein 26-like. The record is from RefSeq and is a predicted model, not a curated record. NCBI's taxonomy places the organism in Eukaryota, Metazoa, Hemichordata, Enteropneusta, Harrimaniidae.
AUGGAGUUUUUUGGUAUCGUCAAAGCCAUUAUUACGCGUCUUAUGUUCUCGGUACAUGGCUUUAUUUCCGUGUGGAGAGUGACAGAUGUAAAGGCUGACCCACUAUAUUGGCUGUUGCUCAUGUCAGUUCUUGGACUCUUAUUCGAAACGAUAAUCACUUUAAAGCUUCGUAAAGGACAUGAGUGGAAAUGGUUUUGUCCCAGCGUACUGUUUUAUCUUGGUAGUGUCGUUCCAAGUCUUUGGAUACUUCAAAUUGAACUUCACAAGGAGAGAGAAGUGUGGAUGAGAGAGGCAGAACUGGCAGCCAUUUCAAGAGGCAAUUGCACUGCUUUCAGCUCAGACGCGGAGGAUCAUUCAGCAGAAAGUUUGUCUGAAAUAUUUAAAGGAGUAACAAUUCCUGGGUUUGCGUUUUCUAGUGAAAAUUGGGUGCUAGCGCUGCAGCAGCUUCUUCUUGGGCUCCUAAUUCUGGGAAGAUGGAUGCUACCAAAAGGGGAGAUCACGCGUGACCAACUCUCCCAACUGCUUCUUGUUUACAUCGGCAUGGCAGCAGACAUAUUGGAAUUUUCAGUGGAAACACUCAAAGAAGACGCUUUACAGGGACAAUGGGUGUUAACUUACCUUAUAUUAGCAAUCUGGUCUUGGAGCUUACUCCAAUUUUGCCUCGUACUGACCGCGACCAAAUCGCGUAAGCCACGCAUGGCGCGCGCCUCGUCAGAAUCAACAUUCCUUCCUUUUGUGACGCGGUGUGAGGGCGGUUGUCGACUAUGGUGUGAGUCUGAAGUGUGGGCAAUCAUGGCUAGUAUAGUAAUGCAAGACGGACCAUUUCUCGCAAUGAGGAUGUUUUUAUUAAUUCGCUAUGACGUAGUCAAUCACAUGAUGAUAUUUUUUACUUGUAAAAACUCCCUCGUUCUGGUACUCCAGGUAUAUAGACUUGUUGUGUUAUAUAUAGAGAAGCACCCCGAUCGUCAUAGCAACUCGUCUCGUCGUUAUAGUGAUGAUUUGACACAAGUCGGAGACAAAAGCGCGGAUGUGCCGUUCAUCGUUUCACAUGGGCGUGACAGCGAUAUAGGGAACUUAGGUAACUUUUCUGGUUUCCAUACGAAUUACGAAAGAGAGCCAGUGAUCGAAUAUCAGACCUCUCUCUGA